Molecule: messenger RNA, 779 nt
Organism: Juglans microcarpa x Juglans regia
Lineage: Eukaryota; Viridiplantae; Streptophyta; Magnoliopsida; Fagales; Juglandaceae
Product: 40S ribosomal protein S18-like
Exons: 4
Coding region: 156-614 (152 amino acids)
Biological process (GO): translation
Cellular component (GO): ribosome; cytosol; small ribosomal subunit
Molecular function (GO): structural constituent of ribosome; RNA binding
Source: RefSeq, a predicted model, not a curated record
AACCCUAGCUUUCUUACGAGUGCCAAGGCAGCUUUAGUUGGUAUAUAUAAAAGGAUUUCAGCGGAAAACCUAACUUCAGCUUGCAGCUUCCGAUUUGGCACCGCCUGCUUGCUGCCUCCGAAUCCUCUCUCUCGUUUCCUUUCUGCGAGUCCAAAAUGGCGCUGGUAGCGAACGAGGAAUUCCAGCACAUUCUGCGUGUCCUGAACACCAACGUCGACGGAAAGCAGAAGAUUAUGUUCGCCCUCACCUCCAUCAAAGGUAUCGGUCGCCGCUUAGCCAACAUCGUCUGCAAGAAGGCCGACGUCGACAUGAACAAGAGAGCGGGUGAAUUAACUGCUGCUGAGCUGGACAAUCUCAUGGUUAUUGUUGCCAACCCUCGGCAGUUCAAAAUCCCAGAUUGGUUUUUGAAUAGGAAGAAGGAUUACAAGGAUGGCAAGUACUCUCAAGUGGUUUCCAAUGCACUUGACAUGAAGUUGAGGGAUGAUUUGGAACGAUUGAAGAAGAUCAGGAACCACCGUGGUCUGAGGCACUACUGGGGCCUUCGUGUUCGUGGCCAGCACACCAAGACUACAGGCCGCAGGGGGAAGACUGUUGGUGUCUCUAAGAAGCGUUGAGGUUUUUUUCUUUGUUUUAUGCAAUUAAUAUAUGAUUGCUCGACGAUGAUUUUUGUUAUUUAGCAUGUUAUCAGACAUUUUUAGACUUUUGUACUGUGGCCGUGGUUGGGUGGGACAUUGUUGUUGGGUUCUUGUCCACUUAUCCAUAUUAUCUUAUUUGUUCAA